Messenger RNA from Diospyros lotus (date-plum), 1442 nucleotides. Its product is annotated as cytochrome b5. The transcript is spliced from 4 exons. Bases 819 to 1154 code for a protein of 111 amino acids. Gene Ontology annotation, molecular function: heme binding. Gene Ontology annotation, cellular component: membrane; intracellular membrane-bounded organelle. The record is from RefSeq and is a predicted model, not a curated record. Lineage: Eukaryota; Viridiplantae; Streptophyta; Magnoliopsida; Ericales; Ebenaceae.
UACACCUCUAACCUGAGAACUACAGUUCUCAUCUCCUCAAGAUUACUGCUCCCAACCAUCAUCUCUUGCCCUCUUCUGUCUCUCCGCUUCACAGCCAGUCUCUCCACCUGAUCAGGAGAGGCCAAUUCGCAUAAGGCGGCCACUCAGAUCAGAUCUACAAGCCCUCUUCUCUCUCAUCAUCAUCUUCCCCGAUAAUGGGUGCCGAUGGCAAGGUCUAUACUCUGGCCGAGGUCUCCGCUCACGACAACGCCAAGGACUGUUGGCUCGUCAUCGGUGGCAAGGGUUUGGCUGAUUAUUAAGGAAUUUCUCUUUUCUUGUUUUAGUUUCCUGUACACUUUGACGUAGAUUGGCACGUAAAAGAGCUCAGUUCCCUCAAUCCAUUGCUCUUGCUUUUCAUUUGUGGUUUAAGGCUUCUUAGUAUGCUCAGACAAUGUAAUGCUGCAUCAAGAAUCCGUACAGGAUACCUAGGUUUAGAUGCAAGAUUCCCCUUUUACUAGUUCCCGGUACUUACUAUGAAACCUGAUGUGCUUAGAAACAGGAUUCUUCUUUGAUGAUACCAUAUUAAGAUUUAUUGCAUGUAAUUCUGAUGUCUAUAUGCAAACUGUUCUAUAUACUGGUUUAAACAUUGGCAUAUUCAACUGGGAGUUCCUAGGUUCCUGGUGCGAGGUUGCUUCAAUAAGGCAGCAGAGGGCAUAACUAUGUGGGGUAUUAAGGAUCUAGAGGAUUUAGAGAGUUAUUUUCAAUAACACGUGCUUCUUUCUUUCAGCUAACGUUUUCUCCUUCCCUAUUUAUCUAUUGGAUUAACAUUCUAGUGGAGAAUGAAACACGAAUCCAAGGUAUAUGACGUGACGAAGUUUUUGGACGACCAUCCUGGUGGUGAUGAGGUUUUGUUGUCUGCAACAGGGAAGGAUGCAACAGAUGAUUUUGAGGAUGUGGGUCACAGUAGCAGUGCAAGGGCAAUGCUGGAUGAAUAUUAUGUGGGGGACAUUGAUUUGUCAACCAUUCCGACAAAGACCAAUUACACUCCUCCCAAGCAGCCUCACUACAACCAGGACAAGACCUCAGAAUUCAUAGUAAAGCUACUGCAGUUCUUAGUUCCCCUUCUCAUCUUGGCCGUGGCUGUGGGUAUCCGUCUCUAUACCAAAUCAGAUUAAGUUGAGCGUGGAAGGAACUGAAAAGCCCGUCCAUAAUAAGUUUAUAUUAGCUAUCAAAGGUUUCCUCAUUCUUGGUUCCAUAGAGAAACUGGUAAAAUAGUUCAGAUUGCAGGUAAUGUUACUGGCAUUUAGCAUCUGUCUUAUCUUAUGCUUUGCUUUCCCAUUUGUGCUCUGCUAUCAGUGUAACAACCUUGGAUCUUUUUUGUUCUGUGCGAAGCAGUCUGGUGAAGCUUGUGCUUCAUCAUUAGCGACCCUUUUGAGGGUGAAUGAAUUGGUCAAAAUUCUUCA